AUGGCAUCGACACUUCCUCCCUUGGGUGCCGGCAACGGAGGGGCUCACACUCAACAUUCGUUACCGUCGCUGCCAGCACAUCUACAAUCCGACACGCACAUUACCGGGCACUUGGCUAGUCGCUUCCAUGUGUCCCAUCCGACGGCGAAGCUGUCCUCCCACGCUUUGGUUUGCCUAAACACUUAUACGUCCUCCAGCAAGGGACCAGAUGGCGGCAAACCCGGUAGCGCCAUGGCCGGCGCCGAAGACAUGGCUGAUCGUGCCUGGAUAAGACUCGGUCACCGAUCUGAGAACCAGGCCGUUGUAUUUCUUGGUGAAUCUGGAUCCGGCAAAUCCACCAUCCGGAGCCAUCUACUCACUGCUCUUUUGGAUAAGUCGUCCACACCUCUGUCCAACAAGCUCUCUCUUGCUGCAUACGUCUUCGAUUCUCUCACAACCACCAAAACCGCCACCACUCCCACCGCCUCUAAGUCUGGCCUCUUCUACGAGUUGCAAUACGAUACCUCAGCCACAACCAAUCCAAUCUUGAUUGGUGGUAAGCUUCUUGACCAUCGACUGGAGCGAAGCCGUAUUGCCGACGUCCCUACUGGAGAGCGAAACUUCCACGUCCUCUACUAUUUGCUGGCUGGUACUAGCCAAGCCGAAAAGACCCAUCUCGGUCUUGAUGACGGUGCCAGCGGAUCUAAACGCUGGAAGUAUCUUGGCCACCCCACUCAACUCAAGGUGGGAAUAAACGAUUCAGAAGGUUUUCAGCUUUUUAAGACGGCUUUGAAAAAGCUCGAGUUUCCAAGGACUGAUAUUGCUGAAAUUUGCCAAAUUUUGGCCGCUAUUCUCCAUAUUGGCCAGCUCGAGUUCGAGACUACCAACAACACAAGCGCCACUGGCGAUGACAGUGGAGGCUUCUCUCACGAAGGUGGCCAGACCUCGACGACUGUUAGGAACAAAGAUGUUCUUGGAAUCAUUGCUGCCUUCCUGGGCGUUAGCGCGGCUGACCUUCAGAGCACCUUGGGUUAUAAGACCAAAAUGAUUCAGAAGGAGCGCGUGACAGUGAUGCUCGACCCUGCUGGUGCACGAGCACAUGCCAAUGAAUUGGCUAGAACCCUUUAUUCGCUGCUUGUUGCCUGGAUUCUGGAGAGUGUUAAUCAGAGAAUAUGUGCCCCGGAGGAGGAUAUUGCCAACACCAUUUCCAUAGUCGAUUUCCCCGGCUUUGCCCAGCAGACUGCCACCGGCUCCACGCUUGAUCAACUGCUCAACAAUGCUGCCACCGAGGCCAUCUACAACUUUACGUUGCAUAAUUUUUUCGAUCGGAAAGCCGAAAUGUUGGAGUCGGAAGAGGUCAGCGUCGCUCCUACCAGUUAUUUCGACAACUCGGACGCUGUCAAGGGCCUGCUGAAAUCCGGCAAUGGUCUCUUGAGUAUUCUUGAUGACCAAACUCGACGCAACAAGACUGAUAUACAACUUCUCGAGAGCCUGAGAAAGCGUUUUGAAGGCAAGAACCCUGCCAUCGAGGUGGGGUCUGCCACUGCCAAGCUCCCUGGAAGCAACUUCUAUACCGAGAAUGCUGCCGCAUCCUUCACCGUCAGACAUUUCGCUGGUGAAGUCGAGUAUCCAGUCAAGGGUCUCAUCGAGGAGAAUGGUGAAGUUGUCUCUGUUGAUUUGCUCAAUAUGUUCAAUUCUACCAAGAGUGAGUUCGUUGGCAGAUUAUUUGGCCAAGACGUCCUCCAAACCGUCAAUCAUCCCAUUGAGAAGUCAACCGUCAUGCAGGCAACCAUCAGCUCCAAGCCCAUGCGUGCCCCUAGCGUCAUGUCGCGUAAGGGUGGAAGAGGUCGCGGUAUCGCUUCUCAACGUCGUCAGCAGGAGAGCAAUCUUUUCGACAGUGGCAACACGCAUGCUGAGUCUCGAAGUCCUAAGGGAGGCAAUAAAGGUGGCAUCGAUCAAGGUGCCUCUGGACAAUUUCUGUCGUCUCUAGACAACGUCCAGAAAGCCGUCACGGACCCAGGCACGAAUGCCUAUUUUGUCUUUUGCUUGAAGCCCAAUGACCGCCGAAUUGCAAAUCAGUUCGAUAGUAAAUGUGUCCGUACUCAAGUCCAGACAUUCGGCAUCGCCGAAAUUAGCCAGAGGCUACGAUCCGCUGAUUUCAGCUUGUUCCUUCCCUUUGGCGAGUUUCUUGGAAUGGCUGAUGCCGAAACCAUUUUGGUCGGCAGCGAAAGAGAACGCGCCGAAAUGGUCAUUGAAGAAAAGCGCUGGCCUAGUAAUGAAAUACAAAUCGGAUCCACCGGCGUCUUCCUCAGUGAGCGGUGCUGGAUGGAGGUUGCUCGCCUUGUUGACGUCUCUGCAGCACAAGGCCGCUUCGCCUUGCCAUCAUCCGAUGGCUAUGGCAAUGAUGGGGCGACGCCCGGAGAGCGUGAUGCCUUCGGCGCCUCCAAGGAACAACUAUUGUCAGGAGGUAACACCCCUCUCAUGUAUGGUGAAAAAGGCAGACCUGGCUAUUUCGGCUCUGACGAUGCUCGAUCGGAGGCCGGCGCCUCUGCCAUCGGUGGCGGAGACAUGUUCAAAAACUUUGAUACGCGUGAACAGAUGGCAGAGCGCGGCAAUGAAAAGAAUCUUGAGGAGAUUGAGGAAUUCAAGGAUUCACCAAGCCGGAAGCGUUGGGUCUUCACGGUUUACUUCCUCACCUGGUUUAUUCCCGACUUCCUCAUCCGAUGGAUGGGCCGCAUGCCUCGAAAAGAUGUCCGCAUGGCAUGGAGAGAGAAAUUGGCCAUUAAUAUGCUCAUCUGGUUCAUGUGUCUCGUUGCUGCUUUCUUUAUCGUCGUGUUCCCUAUGCUUAUUUGCCCGAAGCAAAACGUCUUCAGCGCCGCGGAGCUCUCUUCUCACGAUGGCAAAGAUGGAAACUCAGCUUAUGUAUCCGUCCGCGGUUACGUCAUCGACCUGGGCAGUUUCGCGGACCGUCAUUAUCCAUCUUUUGUGAGCAGAAAAACAAUGUUAAACUACGCUGGCAUGGACGUCAGUUCUCUUUUCCCUGUACAAGUCUCUGCUCUGUGUCAAGGCACGGAUGGUUCCGUGGACCAGGCGGUGACUCUGGAUUAUAAGAACAUCAACAUGACCGGGUCACCAGCCUUGAUCAAUUCUCAGGAUUUAAAUGCCCAAUACCACGAUUUCCGCUAUUUCACUAAUGACACACGCCCCGAUUGGUAUCUGGAACAGCUCAUCAUGCUCAAAGGAAACUAUGGCAAAGGGACCAUUGGGUACUCCCCCGAAUACCUUGCGAAGCUUGGUGCGAAGAGACAGGUUAUUGCGAGCAUUGGAAGCCGUGUCUAUGACUUGACUGCUUACACUGUCGGCGGACGUCGUCUUCGUGUCAAACCCGGUGAGUCGCUUCCGAGUGAUCCAAAGCUUGCCGACUUUAUGGAUCAAAAGGUUGUUGCACUUUUCCAGAGCCAAGCCGGCGGGGAUAUAACCAAGUUUUGGAACUCUUUGGCUCUUGCCCCAGACGUCAAAGCUCGCAUGCAAACAUGCCUUGACCAUCUUUUCUACGUUGGUGAUGUGGACACGAGAAACUCUACUCGCUGUAAGUUUGCCGAGUACUUGGUUCUUGCCGUCUCUAUUCUACUAGUUUCGGUCAUUGCCUUCAAAUUCUUCGCUGCUCUUCAAUUUGGGGGGAAGAAUGUUCCCGAAAACCUGGACAAAUUCGUCAUGUGCCAGAUUCCCGCCUAUACCGAAGACGAAGAUUCGCUUCGCCGUGCCAUUGAUUCAGCGGCCAGAAUGCGCUAUGAUGACAAGCGUAAACUUUUAGUCAUCGUCUGUGACGGUAUGAUUAUCGGCCAAGGCAACGACAGACCUACUCCCCGUAUUGUCUUGGAUAUUCUUGGUGUCUCUGAAACUGUAGACCCGGAACCACUUAGUUUCGAAUCUCUCGGCGAAGGCCUGAAGCAACACAACAUGGGCAAGGUCUACUCAGGCCUGUAUGAGGUGCAGGGUCACAUCGUCCCCUUCCUUGUUAUUGUCAAGGUUGGUAAGCCGUCUGAAGUGGCUCGUCCUGGAAAUCGUGGCAAGCGUGACUCUCAGAUGAUUUUGAUGCGAUUCUUGAACCGCGUUCACUACAACCUGGCCAUGAGUCCUCUGGAAUUGGAAAUGUACCACCAAAUUCGCAAUAUUAUCGGCGUCAACCCCACAUUCUAUGAGUUCAUGCUUCAAAUUGAUGCUGAUACUGUUGUCGCCCCCGACUCUGCCACUCGCAUGGUUUCUGCAUUCUUGGAUGACACUCGCCUGAUUGCGGUUUGUGGAGAGACUGCUCUGACGAAUGCUAAGUCUUCCUUCAUUACUAUGAUUCAGGUUUAUGAGUACUACAUUUCUCACAACCUUUCUAAGGCCUUUGAGAGUUUGUUUGGUUCCGUCACUUGCUUACCUGGCUGCUUCUCCAUGUAUCGAAUUCGAGCGGCCGAGACGGGAAAACCUCUCUUUGUCAGUCGGGAAGUGGUUGACUCGUACGCUACCAUUCGUGUGGACACGCUGCACAUGAAGAACCUGCUGCAUCUCGGUGAAGACCGAUACCUCACGACGCUGCUUCUGAAGUAUCAUUCCAAGUACAAGACCAAAUAUCUAUUCAGCGCUCACGCAUGGACAAUUGCUCCGGAUUCUUGGAAAGUUUUCCUUUCUCAGCGACGUCGUUGGAUUAAUUCUACUGUGCACAAUUUGAUGGAACUAAUCCCGAUGGCUCAGCUUUGCGGUUUCUGCUGCUUUAGUAUGCGUUUUGUGGUUUUCAUCGAUUUGCUCAGUACCGUUGUGCAACCUGUUACAAUUGCCUAUAUUGCGUACCUGAUUGUCCUCGUCGCAACGAAGACGACUGUUGUUCCAAUUACAGCUUUUAUCUUACUUGGCGCCAUAUACGGUUUACAAGCCAUCAUUUUCAUUCUUCGCCGCAAGUGGGAAAUGGUUGGCUGGAUGAUUCUGUAUGUCAUGGCUGUACCUGUCUUCAGUUUUGGUCUGCCGUUGUAUGCCUUCUGGCACAUGGAUGACUUCAACUGGGGUACCACUCGUGUUGUCGCCGGUGAAAAGGGCAAGAAGGUUGUUAUUUCAGACGAAGGCAAAUUCGACCCCAGCUCUAUCCCGCGUAAGAAGUGGGAGGAAUACCAGGCCGAGCUGUGGGAGACUCAGACAUCCCGCGACGAUAGUCGCUCCGAGAUUUCUGGAAUCAGCUAUGGAACUAAGGCCCAGGCUGUUGUGUCCGAAUACGGAUUCCCCAGCCGACCAGAUUCCACUACUGGUUUUGCCGCACACGCAUUGCCCUAUGACUCCCGCAAUAACUCGCGCAUGUCUCUUGCUCAUUCAGACAUAGGUCAUCACCGCAUGAGCCAGUUCGGAGGCUCACAGUUCUUCAACCCUGACGACAUGGUUGGCCUGCCUAGUGAUGAUGCUCUAUUAGCUGAAAUCCGGGAUAUUUUGAAGACAGCGGACCUGAUGACCGUGACUAAAAAGGGCAUCAAGCAGGAAUUGGAGCGUCGGUUUGACGUGCCCUUGGAUGCGAAGAGAGCCUACAUUAAUAGCGCUACCGAGGCUCUCCUGUCUGGCCAACUAUAA
Molecule: messenger RNA, 5577 nt
Organism: Metarhizium robertsii ARSEF 23
Lineage: Eukaryota; Fungi; Ascomycota; Sordariomycetes; Hypocreales; Clavicipitaceae
Product: class V chitin synthase
Exons: 3
Coding region: 1-5577 (1858 amino acids)
Cellular component (GO): myosin complex; cell periphery; cell septum
Molecular function (GO): chitin synthase activity; ATP binding; cytoskeletal motor activity
Source: RefSeq, a predicted model, not a curated record